Molecule: messenger RNA, 1645 nt
Organism: Verruconis gallopava
Lineage: Eukaryota; Fungi; Ascomycota; Dothideomycetes; Venturiales; Sympoventuriaceae
Exons: 6
Coding region: 77-1402 (441 amino acids)
Molecular function (GO): catalytic activity
Source: RefSeq, a predicted model, not a curated record
AAGACAGCCUGCUCAUUCCUCUUUGAUGUUGUCCCCGGCUUUCCCUUUUGUAUUUUGCAAUGCUGUUUGAGACAUCAUGUCAGUGACUAGAAACGUGCUGCGACCUCUUCGAACAGCCAAUCGUGCUCUGAACGUCCAACGAGGGCAAUCAUGGCAUCGUUCACUUUCGAAUGAAGCAGAAAGGCUUCCGCUCUCAGGGAUACGCGUUCUUGACAUGACAAGAGUGCUGGCUGGUCCGUACUGCACGCAGAUUCUAGGAGAUCUCGGAGCCGAAGUAAUUAAGAUUGAACAUCCAAUCCGUGGGGAUGACACCAGAGCAUGGGGCCCUCCGUACGCAGCAUACACAAACCCCGAACACGAGGGGCCGGGAGAGAGCGCGUAUUUCUUGUCGGUGAAUCGAAACAAAAAGUCAGUCGGCUUGUCCUUUGCCCAUCCAGCGGGCGUGGAUAUUCUGCAUCGACUGGCGAAGAACUGCGACGUGCUCGUGGAGAACUACCUCCCGGGUGCACUGAAGAAGUAUGCUUUGGAUUAUGGCACUAUAUCGGAUAUCAACCCAUCGAUUGUGUAUGCCAGCAUCACGGGCUACGGCCAAACUGGUCCAUACAGCAACCGCGCAGGAUAUGAUGUUAUGGUCGAAGCUGAGUUCGGUCUAAUGCAUAUAACAGGCCACCGAGAUGGCCCUCCAGCAAAGGUUGGCGUCGCUAUCACCGAUCUAACCACGGGCAUGUACACUUCAAACUCCAUCAUGGCUGCAUUGCUUGGGAGAGUCAAAACGGGGAGAGGUCAGCAUCUCGACAUAGCACUUAGCGACUGCCAGACAGCAUCUUUGGCAAACAUCGCUAGCUCAGUACUUAUAAGUGGGAAGAAGGACUCCGGUCGAUGGGGCACCGCUCAUCCUUCGAUUGUGCCUUACAAAGGCUUCAAGACCGCAGAUGGCGACAUUUUGCUUGGCGGUGGCAAUGAUCGCCUGUUCGGCGUGCUCUGUGAAAGGCUUGGUGUCCCUGAAUUGGCUCAGGAUCCUCGCUUCAACAGAAAUAAUGUCCGCGUAAAGAACAGGGACGAGCUCGAAGGGUUGAUCGAGUCGAUCACGAAGACGAAGACUACAAAAGAGUGGUUGGAUAUUCUGGAAGGCAGCGGCAUGCCGUACGCUGCCAUCAACGACGUGAAAAGCACACUUGAACUCGAGCAUACAAAAGCACGAAAUAUGGUGGUAGAGGUUGACCAUCCGGCGUGUGGGCCCAUCAAGCUGGUAAAUACGCCAGUUAAAUACUCGUACUCAAAGCCGAGCGUACGAUCCCCACCACCAACGUUAGGCCAGCACACCAACGACGUGCUUCAAGGGCUUUUGGGCAUGACGCCGGAGGAAAUCGAAGGUCUGAAAAGCGAGGGCGUGAUUGCCUAGGAGAAGCCGUCAGCUUCGCGGCAGCGAAGAAGUGAACACGGUGGCCAGAAACAAAACCCCAGGUGUCGCCGAUGGACGUCGCCAGAAGGAUGACUUGUAACUAUUGACCAUGAGAUCAACGCGUUGCAGCGUUCUCAAAGAGGGCAAGGCUGAGCGAGCUCUGCCAUAGCCUCAAAGCUCACCCCACGUUUCACCAAGGCUGAAAAAUUGCCUCAUCUAGAAGAAUUGGAUCCUGCUUCUAGG